Molecule: messenger RNA, 1264 nt
Organism: Nelumbo nucifera (sacred lotus)
Lineage: Eukaryota; Viridiplantae; Streptophyta; Magnoliopsida; Proteales; Nelumbonaceae
Product: nuclear transcription factor Y subunit C-1-like
Biological process (GO): regulation of transcription by RNA polymerase II
Cellular component (GO): nucleus
Molecular function (GO): RNA polymerase II cis-regulatory region sequence-specific DNA binding; protein heterodimerization activity; DNA-binding transcription factor activity, RNA polymerase II-specific
Source: RefSeq, a predicted model, not a curated record
UUAUCCUAAGGCUCUCUCUUCCUCUGCGUUUAUCACUUUCUCUAUCUCUCCCUCUCUCCCCUCUCUCCCCUUCGCACCUUUAUUCCACCUUUAUUAUUAUUAUUAUUAUUAUUUUUAAUAUUGUACAUACACAUCUUCAACCCUUGAAACUGCCCUUUUGAAAUUCAAACUCCAAUCUCUGAUAUCUCACCGGAAUCAAACACCCAUUUGAGCCAAAUUUGCUUGGAUCAAAGACCCCAUUUAGAAAAACAAAAGAAAAUGGAGAACAAUCAGCAAGCGCAGUCCUCAUCGUACCCACCUCAACCCCCAUUUCACCAUCUCCUACAACAACAGCAGCAGCAGCUCCAGAUGUUCUGGACUUAUCAACGGCAGGAGAUCGAACAGGUCAACGAUUUCAAGAACCACCAGCUUCCCCUGGCCCGCAUCAAGAAGAUCAUGAAGGCCGACGAGGACGUCCGCAUGAUCUCUGCCGAGGCCCCCAUCCUCUUCGCUAAGGCUUGUGAGCUCUUCAUUCUUGAGCUCACAAUCCGCUCUUGGCUUCACGCCGAGGAGAACAAGCGGCGAACCCUUCAGAAGAACGAUAUAGCCGCGGCCAUCACACGUACCGAUAUUUUCGAUUUCUUGGUCGAUAUUGUUCCCAGAGAUGAGAUCAAGGAUGAAGCCGGGUUGGGGCUCGUCGGGGGUGCCACUAGUGGGGUCCCCUACUAUUACCCUCCUAUGGGUCAGGCUGCCCCGGGUGUUAUGAUCGGACGCCCGGCGGUGCCGGGGAUCGACUACGUUCAGCCACCGUCACAGGCUUGGCAGUCGGUUUGGCAGACGGAGGAUGCUUCGUACGGUAGUGCAGGUGGCAGCACACAGGCUAAUUUGGACGGACAGGGGGGCAUGCCGGGCUUUGAUUGGAUGGCUGUUAGCUCAUUUAGCUGGGUGCCCAGAUCAGAUAAUGACGUUGAUGACUCUCUUGCUGGGGAAGGGGUUGAGAGAGAACCUUGUUUUGAGGGAUCCUAGCCCUGGGGACCAGCAGCAGCACUGCAUGGCACUUUGAAAUGUGGUAGAAUGCCUCUCUCAUAAACAUUGGCAAUCAGCUGAGCAGAACAUGGAUAUCAUUACAGGUGGAUGAAGCAACAUUUCUCUGAUAUAACCACCUCACGAGGUGUUGAGCAUUUUCUGAUGUGUGAUCUCUGUAAGACCUUUAAAAAGAUAUUUAACCUAUAAUGUUGUGUACUCGGAAAUUCAAAGCUUAUGAUCUUUGUUGCUUUGGUAUUCA